AUGUCGUUGGAAAAGGUGCGCGAGAUAAUGAAGCUGGAGAAGGCCACGGAUAUCAUGAAGGGAUUCAAGAGCGACAGCAGUGAAGUCAUCGAUGUCCCUCUCUUAAACCGGCGCCUUGCCUCCUCCGCUAUGCGCGCAUUACGAGUUGACGCCGAGUUGUCUCCCCUCGUCCGUCGAAAGUUCUCAAUGCGCGCCGAGGAUACUGAGGGAAACGGUAAAGUUGAAGAUGAGAGUUAUACAAUUUUGCGCACCGAGUACAGUGCGACAACCAAUCGCAUGCUCCGAGUCGCUGUCAACGGCUUCAUGGAAUCCCUCGGCGUGGUCCUCCAGGUCAUGGAAGAACUCGAUGUGGACGUGCUCGAAUCGCAGUCAUGA
Messenger RNA from Exophiala viscosa, 375 nucleotides. Its product is annotated as transcription factor Pcc1-domain-containing protein. The transcript has 2 exons. Bases 1 to 375 code for a protein of 124 amino acids. The record is from RefSeq and is a predicted model, not a curated record. NCBI's taxonomy places the organism in Eukaryota, Fungi, Ascomycota, Eurotiomycetes, Chaetothyriales, Herpotrichiellaceae. Gene Ontology annotation, cellular component: EKC/KEOPS complex.